Messenger RNA from Staurois parvus, 612 nucleotides. The record is from the annotation of a GenBank genome assembly. NCBI's taxonomy places the organism in Eukaryota, Metazoa, Chordata, Amphibia, Anura, Ranidae.
AUGAGUAUGGAAGAUUAUGAUUUCCUAUUCAAGAUCGUUCUAAUCGGAAACGCCGGAGUGGGGAAGACCUGUCUGGUGCGGAGGUUUACCCAGGGUCUUUUCCCUCCUGGCCAAGGGGCCACCAUUGGGGUAGAUUUUAUGAUUAAAACGGUGGAGAUAAAAGGUGAAAAAAUAAAGCUCCAGAUAUGGGACACGGCGGGGCAGGAGAGGUUCCGUUCCAUAACUCAGAGUUAUUACCGCAGUGCCAAUGCCUUGAUAUUAACCUACGACAUUACCUGUGAGGAAUCGUUCCGGUGCCUUCCAGAAUGGCUGAGAGAGAUAGAGCAAUAUGCCAACAACGAAGUCAUCACUGUGCUUGUGGGGAACAAAAUAGACCUGGCCGAGAGAAGAGAAGUCUCCCAGCAAAGAGCUGAAGAGUUUGCAGGCUCCCAAAACAUGUAUUACCUGGAAACCUCUGCCAAAGAGUCGGACAAUGUGGAAAAACUGUUCCUGGACUUAGCGUGCCGCUUGAUCAGCGAGGCCCGGCAAAACGCGUUGGUCAACAAUGUGGACUCUUCCUUGCCCGGAGAGGGAAAGAGCAUCAGCUAUUUGAACUGCUGUAACUUUAACUAG